Molecule: messenger RNA, 1566 nt
Organism: Fusarium pseudograminearum CS3096
Lineage: Eukaryota; Fungi; Ascomycota; Sordariomycetes; Hypocreales; Nectriaceae
Gene: TGL3
Product: TGL3
Exons: 3
Coding region: 1-1566 (521 amino acids)
Biological process (GO): lipid metabolic process
Molecular function (GO): triacylglycerol lipase activity
Source: RefSeq, a predicted model, not a curated record
AUGUCCCUGCAGAAGCUUCGAACCUGGAGGAAUAACCCAGCUUCUAAAUACUAUGACUGGAGACUUAUUGCGGAACGCCUGGACUCCCUUGCGACCGCACGGGAAGACGCCAACUUUCAACAGCUCGUCAAUUUAUUAAGAUCCGGUCUUGUUCGGAAUCUAGGAAACAUCACCUCACCCAAGCUCUACAACCGAUCCUUUGCUGGCACCAAGUAUCUUAUAGAAGAGUACAUAACCCAGAUUGCCGAAGCAGUGGAGGAUAUCCGUGCCCUCCCCACGACGCCGUCCGCCGUACAUGGCCAUGGGCCGUCUCUGACGACACAGAUGAAGCUGGAUUGUAUACACGACACGCGGCAGGCUUUCGGAAGAAGCACCCUCGUUCUUCAAGGCGGUGCCAUAUUUGGCAUGUGUCAUUUAGGCGUUGUAAAGGCUCUCUUCUUACGCGGUUUGCUUCCUCGCAUCAUCACCGGUACAGCUACAGGCGCCUUGAUCGCAGCUUUGGUCGCAAUCCACACAGAAGAAGAGCUCCCAGCUGUCUUGAGCGGCGACGGUAUCGACCUCUCAGCCUUUGCGCCAAAGGUUGGAACUGAGAAUGGCGAACUCUCGACAUUUCGAGCUUUCCAGUCACGGUGGGCGACUUUACUACGGAGAAUUAGACGCUUCUCCAAGGAAGGUUACUUCCUUGACGUGACUGUGUUGGAGGAGUGUGUAAGAGCCAACGUCGGCGAUCUCACCUUCGAGGAAGCCUACAAUCGAAGCAAGAGGGUGUUGAACAUUACGGUUGCGACAGAGGGUCAAGGAGGUGUACCGACGCUACUCAACUAUCUCACCGCGCCUAAUGUGUUGAUCUGGACAGCUGCUGUGGCGUCGAAUGCUUCAUCGCCUUCGCUCUAUGGCCACCGCAAGACAACAAUGCUCUGUAAAGACGCUCACGGCAACAUCGUACCUUGGGAACCCGCCACUACUAUCGACUUUCGACACUGGACACACACAUCGUACUCGGACCGAGACUCGCCCUUGAGGCGCAUCGCUGAACUUUUCAACGUCAACCACUUUAUCGUCAGCCAAGCCCGGCCAUACCUCAUCCCCUUUAUCCAGUCCGAUAUGCAUGGGCCAUCCCUGGUAGAGUCGCGGAGCAAAACCACACAAGUCUCUGCUUUUCUGGUCCGCAUGGUCGGAUUGGAGAUACGACACCGCCUCAGCCAACUGGAUACGCUCAACCUCCUACCAACAGGUAUCCGUCGCUUUUUAGUCGAUGAGCAGGUACCAGCGGCCUCCAUGGUUCUUGUGCCGGAAGUGACAGCCGGAGACUUUGUGAGAUUGUUGGAAACACCGACUCGGGAAACCCUCAACUACUGGGUUCUGAGGGGCGAACGAAGCGUGUGGCCUGCCGUGGCUGCCCUGCGAAUUAGGUGUGCCGUCGAGAACGAGCUCGACAGGUCUUACCAAGUGGUGAGAAAGUUCAAGGCUCCUGGACUGAGACGGAAGGGGAGCAUGGCAGCCAGUAUGGAGGCUGAAGGGAGGGAGCGUAAUGGCCGGUUUGGCACUGAUGUCGGUGCAAGUUGA